UGACACAUCAUUUGAAAAGCAAAGUGCAUUAUUUGCUUUGGCUGUUUCAGAUGUUAUCUUGAUCAAUAUGUGGUGUCAUGACAUUGGCAGAGAACAUGCUGGGAACAGGCCUCUCUUGAAGACCGUUUUCCAGGUCCUCAUGCGGUUGUUCGACCCUCACAAGAAAACAAUGUUAUUUGUUAUUCGCGACAAAACUAAGGUGAGGGCUUGCCAGGAUGCAGUUUACGAGCUAUGAACUCAUAAGUUUCAACCCACAUGCCUGAGAGCAUGACAUUUUCGUUAAGAAGAAGGCUACUAAGACAGUGCUCGAGUUUACAAAAGCAAGGAAACAAAAAGGAAGCAUGUAAAAAAACUGUUCAUUUUUUUUCGGAACAGACGCCUUUAGAAGCAGAGAGAACAAUGAAGCCUUUCGAAAACAUUGUGGCUGAUUUACGGGAAGAUGUCCAGCAGAUAUGGGAUGGUGUCCAGAAACCCCAGACUCACACAGAUGCUCCACUUAGUGAUUUUUUCAACAUACAAUUUGAGGGACUCUCCAAUUAUGAGGAAAACCCUGAUUUAUUCAAAAACCAGGUUUCCACUUUAAGAAAUUGGUUUCGAAAAUCAAUUGGUCAUGCUGGACCUUCAGGAAAUCAGCAUGGUGUUGUUCCGGCUUCAGGUUUUUCAUAUAGUACAAAUGAAAUUUGGAAGUGCAUUAAAGAGGACAAAGACCUUAAUCUGCCUAAACAUAAAGUUAUGGUGGCUACAGUGCGUUGUGGGCAAAUCAGUAGUGAGAAAGUUGCUAUUUUUAUAGCUGACCAGGAUUGGAAACAUUUUAAGGAGACUGUUCAAAAUUACUACGUUCCCGGGUUUGGGAAGAAGAUCAGCACACUUCUGGAUAGAUGUUUAUCAGAGUAUGAUACGGAAUGCAUUUAUUAUGAUGAUGGUGUCAGAACAUCGAUAAGGCAGCAACUCGAGUCUGAAAUUUUGAAGCUCGUCUAUCCUGCGUACAAAUCUCUUAUGAAGCAUUUGCUGAAUGGAACUUUAAAAGCAUUCGAGGAGUCCUUUCAUAAGGCCCAAAAAAAACAGGAAUUUGAAGUUGCUGCUCGUGAUUGUACUCAAUCAUUCUUGCAUAAGUUCACAAAAGGAUGUGAAGAUGCUACUAUUCAACAAAUGACAUGGGAUCCUGCAACUUUCAAGAAUAAGCUUAAGCAUGCCAUCGACGCUCAUGUGGAGUCAGUUCGUGUUUUGAAACUGAAAGUGGCAGAUCUUUGUGGCAGAUCUGAGGGGAGACUUACAAGAGCUCUAGCAGAACAAGUCAAGGAGUUUCUACGUUCAGCUCCAUAUAACGCCUGGGAAGCUAUUAAAACGCUUCUUGUAGCCGAGACAAGAGCUACUGCUGCGGAUCUUGAAGAUGCUCUUUUAGAUUGGAAGGUCGAUGAAGGUACAGUGAAAGAACUGCUUUCAACGCUGGAAAAUCAUGGUAAGAGCGUUGUUGAAUCAAAGGCAAAAGAAGAAGCUGCAACUAUCUCAAUCCGCAUGAAAGACAGAUUCACGAUAUUAUUCAAUGCCGAUAUGUCAGGAGCAAGGAAUGGAAAAGUAGAUAUACAAGCAAUUGCUGAAUCUGCCCGCGAUGAAUGUAUGGUGAUGCUUUGGAUAAUAUCGGCAAUUCGGUUAGAUGGAGACGGUGAUACCUUUGAAAACUUUCGUUCCCUACUAGUACUUGAUAAGAGUUGGCAAUUGGAUCCCCUGGCCUCCAUCUCAAGGAAAAAGGAGCUGAUUCUAAAGGAGGGAACUUUAAUCUCCCUUGACAACUGCAAGUUACUCUGGAGCCAAUUUAUGGUUCACGUUGAUUGCAUUGUCACCCUGGUCCUACUUGCUGAGGGGAGACUUACGAGAGCUCUAGCAGAACAAGUCAAGGAGUUUCUACGUUCAGCUCAAUCUAACACCUGGGAAGCUAUUGAAACACUUCUUGUAUGCGAGACAAUAGCUGCUGCUGCAGAUCUUAAAUAUGAUCUUUUAGAUUGGAAGGUCGAUGAAGGUACAGUGAAAGAACUGCUUUCAACGCUGGAAAAUCAUGGUAAGAGCGUUGUUGAAUCAAAGGCAACAGAAGAAGCUGCAACUGUCUCGAUCCGCAUGAAAGACAGGUUCACGAAAUUAUUCAAUGCCGAUAUGUCAAAAGGACGGAAUGGAAAAGUAGAUAUACAAGCAAUUGUUGAAUCUGCCCGCGAUGAAUGUAUGAUGAUGCUUUGGAUACUAUCGGCAAUUCGGUUAGAUGGAGCCAGUGAUACCUUUGAAAACUUUCGUUCCCUACUACUUCAUAAGAGUUGCCAAUUGGAUACUAUCGGCCAUUCGGAGCUGAUUCUAAAGGCGGGAACUUUAAUCUCCUCUGACAACUGCAAGUUACUCUGGAGCCAAUUUAUGGUUCAAGUUGAUUCCAUUGUACCCCAGGUCGUACAUGCUGAGGGGAGACUUAUAAGAGCUCUAGCAGAACCAGUCGACGAGUUUCUACGUUCAGCUCGAGAUAACACCUGGGAAGCUAUUAAAACGCUUCUUGUAAGCGAGACAAUAUUUGCUGCUGGGGACCUUAAAUGUGCUCUUUUACAUUUUGAGCCCAAUGAAGGUACAAUGAAAGAACUACUUUCAAGGCUGGAAAAUCAUGGAAGGAGCGUUAUUAAAUCAAAGGCAAAAGAAGAAGCUGCAACUGUCUCAAUCCGCAUGAAAGACAGGUUCGCAAAAUUAUUCAAUAAUGAUGCCCCUAUAUCAAGAGUACAGAAAGAAGAAGUAGAUAUAAAAGCAAUUGCUAAAUCUGCACAGGAUGAAUGUAUGAUGAUGCUUUGGAUAAUAUUGGCAAUUCGGUUAGAUGGAGAGGGUGAUACCAUUGAAAACUUCCGUUCCCUACUACUUGAUGAAGGGCCUCAGACGACAGAUAAGAGUUACCAAUAUGAUCCACUGUCCUCCAUCUCAUGGAAAAUGGCGGGAACUUUAAUCUCCCCUGUCCAGUGCAAGUCACUCUGGAGCAAAUUCAUGGUUGAAGUUGAUUCUAUUGUCAAACCGGCCCGAGAUGCUCAGUUCAAGAGAAGGAUUCGGGAUGUAUUGUUACUUCUUAGAGUGGCAGUCAGCUUGGGGACUGGCAUGCCUAUACCUUUUUGAUGGCGUGGCAUAAUUGUUCGGCCUUCAACAAUGCAGAAUUGUAGUAUAUGGCUCUAACAAACUCUUCAAUUUGUUUAGCACCGAG
Triticum aestivum (bread wheat) is the source of this 3214-nucleotide messenger RNA. Its product is annotated as protein ROOT HAIR DEFECTIVE 3-like. The coding region runs from base 256 to 3129 and encodes 957 amino acids. The record is from RefSeq and is a predicted model, not a curated record. Gene Ontology annotation, biological process: endoplasmic reticulum membrane fusion. NCBI's taxonomy places the organism in Eukaryota, Viridiplantae, Streptophyta, Magnoliopsida, Poales, Poaceae. Gene Ontology annotation, cellular component: endoplasmic reticulum. Gene Ontology annotation, molecular function: GTPase activity. The transcript has 25 exons.